Molecule: messenger RNA, 2049 nt
Organism: Python bivittatus (Burmese python)
Lineage: Eukaryota; Metazoa; Chordata; Lepidosauria; Squamata; Pythonidae
Source: RefSeq, a predicted model, not a curated record
AUGAGUGAAGAAGGCCGCAGAGGCAGAGGCGGCAGCGACAGUAGCAUCGAUUCCGCCGCUUCGGUGUUGGCCGAGCUCGACUGGGACGAUGGGUUCGCCAUCCCCGUUGCUAACGAGGAAAACAAGGCGCUGGAGGAAGAGCUGCAAAAAUUGCAAAAAGAAAAGGCAAAUUUGCAAAGUCAGUUGACCGACUAUGAAGACCGAAUUACAGCAAUGACAUUACAUUUGAAAAAUGUCAAACAGGAGUUUGAUUUAACACAAUCUCUUUUCAGAGCCAGGCAGAAUGAAAUUGAAACUGAGCAGCAUUUUAAAGCUAUUGCAGAGAGAGAAGUGGGCCGCUUGAAGACUGAGAUUCAAAAGCUAGAAAAUGAUUUGGUUUCAAUAAGAGAGAAGAAAAAUUGUCAGGAAAAUAAUGUUUUCAAGCUGACUCAGAAACUGGAAGCCUUAAGGUGCCAAAUGAACUGGGACCAACAAGCUUUAGAAGCUUGGCUAGAAGAGUCUGCUCGUAAAGACAAUGAUGCACUUACAAUCCAGAAAUAUGCACAGCAAGAUGAUGGAAAAUUACGAAAAUUGACUCUACAGAUCGAGAUGCUGACAGCUCAGUGUAAUAAUAGACACAAAAUUCUUGACAAUGAACUUACAGAAACCUUAGCUGCUCAGAUCGAAUUGGACAAAACAUCCGAAGACUUCCGCAGGGUUCAUCAUGAAAGACAAGACCUUAUUGGACAGUGGGAAAACACUAUAGAACAAAUGCAGAAAAGGGACCAAGAAAUAGACAACUGUGCCUUGCUUCUAGCACAAGCAAGAAGAACAAUCCGUGCAAAGGAAAGUGUGCUUAAAGACAAAGUCCAGUUUUUGGCAAACGAGAGUGGGAACAACAUGGAGUAUGAGAAGAGAAUUUCCAUAGCUGAUCGACAAGCUGCCAAACUGAGACUAGAAUACCAGACAGAGGAGAAUAAUAGGAAUGUACUCCAAAAUGAGCUGGAUACACUAAAAGCUACUGUGGAUGGAACAGCUUCUGAACUAGAAUCAGUGAGAACCACUGUAGCCAACCUUAAGAAAGAAAUCCAGGAAAAAACUCUAAGGCUAAACUUGAUUCAGGACCAGAAUGAUAGUCUUACAAAUAAAUUGAAAUUUGUGACACACCAAGCAUUAAGUGAAGAAGAAAAAGCAUGCAAAAUGGAGGAACUUCUAAAAGAGAAAGAAAGAAAUGUAAAGGAAAAAGAGGCACAGGCAUUGCAAUUGAGAGAUGCACAUUUCAAGAAAACAAAGGAGUUGAAAACCCUUAAGGAAAAUGAAAAGAGUAUUGCAUCUUUAAUUGAAGGACAUCGCGGACAGAAAAAAAAUCUUCAGAACCGAUUAUGGCGAUUGGAUUUAGAAGCACUUAACCAGCAAGAACUCAUGUAUAAUCAGGAUUUUUAUAUACAGCAAGUGGAGAGAAGGCUGUCACGCUUGCAAGGGGAACUUAACACAGAUGAAAAGCAAAUUUUAGAAGCCAGAGUUGCUGAACUAGUAAAGAUGCUGGACGAAAAGAAACUGGAAUACAAUACUUUACAAUCACAGCAGAAGAAACUUCAGAGUGAUAUCCAUUUUAUCAAUUUGGCCAUAAGUAAAACUGGAGAAGAAAUGGCUGGCUUGAAUACUAGAGUGGAUGAGAUAAACCUUUUCACAGACAAAUCAGAAAAGUUAUUAAAAAAAGCCAGAGCCGAAAAGCAGGAUUUGAUGAUUGAAGACAAUCUCUUAAAGCUGGAACUGAAACGUGUAAGAGAUAUGCUGUACAAUAAGGCAGAGAAAGUUCUCUCUCUUGAGAAACGGAAACAGCGGUUAAAAACAGCAAUGGAGGAGAGAACUGCUGAUAUCAAAGUUCAUAAAGAAAUGAUUGAGACUCAGAUACGACUCAUAGAGCAAGAGCGUCAGACUCUGAGUUCAGAAUUUCACGAGCGACUGAGUAAAAUUGAGAAACUGAAAAGUAGAUAUGAAAUUAUUACCAUUGUCAUGAUGCCUCCAGAAGGAGAAGAGGAGCAAACUCAGACUUAUUAUGUUAUUAAG